Messenger RNA from Parnassius mnemosyne (clouded apollo), 1251 nucleotides. The record is from the annotation of a GenBank genome assembly. NCBI's taxonomy places the organism in Eukaryota, Metazoa, Arthropoda, Insecta, Lepidoptera, Papilionidae.
AUGGAAAAAUUCGUGAAUUAUCAAAGCUGUUUGUUGUUAUUUGUUUUUGUUUGUGGAGUAAACACAUUAGCAUACGAUGUGCACUGGUUGGGAGGCCCUACAACAAUUGAACGGGAAAUUCAUCCAACAAAGCAAACUGUGGACAUAUAUUGCUACAGUGGAAAUUCAAAAAAUCUGUUUACCUUAUGGCAAACAGUAAAAUUCAAUAUAAAAAUCAAAAAUGAAGAGUUUAAUCAGUACCUUGGAAGCACUCCCGAGGAGGUUUACAAAGACUUCACAGAGAAUAGCUAUCGCUGGCCUGUUGUUAAUCCGUUCCAGAAGAAAUCAUAUAAGACAGUCUCCAUAGAUCUCUAUUCUCCAACAUGUAUGGCCAUUGAUACAAAACAUCGCCACAGUAUUGAGCUACAAAUACAAAGAGUGGACAUUUGGCGUGUGCUAUUAAUGCUAUUUGGUCUGGUCUUAAUAUUUUCUUCUAAAGCACUGAGUGGAAAUCCAGUGUUUUUCUAUCUUUGCGGAAUUCUUGUAGGAGUGUCAGCUUCCUUUAUGUUACUUGUUUAUUAUGUUAGUAAAUUACUGCCAAGGAAAACUCUAACAUACGGCUUACUUGUCGGAGGAUGGACGGUGGGAGUGUACUUGUUGCAACAGAUCUGGGAGAAUAUACGGAGUAUAGUGGUUUCUUACCAAACAUAUAUCUUCUGGUACACGUUGUUGGUCAGCUUUAUUAGUUUCGUGGUGUGCUACAGAAUCGGUCCGCCGAAAAAUCAGCGAAGCAAGAAUCUCGUCAUGUGGACACUACAGGCUGUUGGUGUUUUAAUAAUAUUCUUCAGCAGUCAGUAUCAAGAAGCGUCGGCGGCAGUCGCCAUCAUGGCGAUGUGUGUGAAGUACUUCCCGCAAUCGCUACUCUACAGUAUACAGGGCUACUGGCGGCGUAAGUUCCCGCCGCGGCCGCGGCUGUUGAGCAGUGAGGAGUACUACGAGCAGGGCGCGCGCGAGACCAAGCGCGCGCUUGACGAGCUGCGGCGGCACUGCAGCAGCCCCGACUGCAAGCAGUGGGCCAUCAUGCUGCGCAUCAGCGAUCCCAAGCGAUUCGCGAGCUUUGUCGAGGGAAACUCCCACUUAAGUGAUGAUGAAGUUUUGAACUAUGAAUCGUACGCGUUCUCGCUGGAAAGAAGUAAGCCCAUAGCCAACUCUACCAGGAAUAAUCUGGAUAUAUCAGAGGACGACUCUUCCGACGAUGAAGAAUAUUUCUGA